CCUCUUGUUCCUUCCAUAGUUGUUCUUUCUCUUCCACAUUCAUUAUUAUGACAAAGUUUAAGAAUUCUCAAGUUAUAGUGCUCUUUAUCCUUCUUCUUCUCCUUGUAAUCACACCCUUGUUACCUUCUUCUCUAAGACCCACCUACAUGUACUUCAUAUCCAAUUUCCUCAUCAUAGCACUUGGUGCCGAAGCAGGCCUUCUUACUAUUAUUUUGAGGCCGUUAAACGAAAGAAAACACGUUAAUUUUAUAGCUCAAAAGCCUCUUAUUAUCGUUGAAAAGCUCGAGAAGUUUGUUUGCGUCGCAAAAGUGGAAGAAAAGGCGCGAAAUUGCGCUUCAAUGCCGAGCAUUUUCUUCAUUGGAGGUGAUGAUGGAGAUGAGGAUUAUGAAUAUGAUUAUGAUGAUGAUGAUUUGAAGGCCGAAGAUGAGAUUGGAGGAGUUGAUAAUGGGCAAGAACUGUUUGCAAAAGCUGAAGCAUUUAUUGGGAACUUCUACAAGCAAUUGAAGAUGCAAAGAGAAGAGUCUUGGAUUCAUCACAAGGCCUAUUAGGAUUUGCAUUAUUGCUUUCAUUAAAUUACAAGUUGUAUGUUUAAUUUUUAUUUUUUACUUUUAUGGGGUUUGUAGUAUAGAUGUUAUAAUAGAGAUUUUAAAUUUUUUGACUUUGAUGAUGAAGGUCAGGUGUAUUUACUAGGCAUUGUUAUAAUUAAA
Arachis stenosperma is the source of this 707-nucleotide messenger RNA. RefSeq lists its product as uncharacterized. The record is from RefSeq and is a predicted model, not a curated record. The transcript has a single exon. Lineage: Eukaryota; Viridiplantae; Streptophyta; Magnoliopsida; Fabales; Fabaceae. The coding region runs from base 48 to 548 and encodes 166 amino acids.